Acanthopagrus latus (yellowfin seabream) is the source of this 8466-nucleotide messenger RNA. It is a transcript of the gene shroom4, whose product is annotated as shroom family member 4. The transcript is spliced from 12 exons. NCBI's taxonomy places the organism in Eukaryota, Metazoa, Chordata, Actinopteri, Spariformes, Sparidae. Gene Ontology annotation, molecular function: actin filament binding. The record is from RefSeq and is a predicted model, not a curated record. Gene Ontology annotation, cellular component: apical junction complex; cortical actin cytoskeleton; adherens junction. Bases 202 to 5883 code for a protein of 1893 amino acids. Gene Ontology annotation, biological process: actin filament organization.
UCCAUCCAUUCGUUGUUGUUGUUAGAGCGGUGAUGGAGAAGCCGAGGGACCGCAGCCGGCACCGCUAAAGCUAGUAGCAGUCCAGGUCCAGGGGCCAGAGAGCGAGAGAGGUAGAGGUAGAGAAGAAGAAGAAGAAGAAGAAGGAGAAGAAGAAGAAGAAGAAGAAGGAGAGCGGAUACAAACGGAGCGGAGGGAGAGAGAAUGGAGACGGUCGAGCAGCUCGUCUCCUUCCACCACAUUCAGGUCCAGUUGAGCGGGGGCGCGCCUUGGGGGUUCACGCUGAAAGGAGGACUGGAGCACGGCGAGCCGCUCAUCAUCACCAAAAUCGAGGAUGGAGGGAAGGCCGCCCUGUGCGAGAAGCUGAAGGUCGGCGACGAGCUCAUCAACAUAAACGGAUCGGCGCUCUACGGCAGCCGGCAGGAAGCGCUCAUCCUCAUCAAGGGAUCGUACCGGAUACUGAAGCUCACAGUCAGGAGGCGCAGCGUUCCUCUCUACAGGCCUCCCUCCUGGCACCUGGCAAAGCUAUCGGAGCUGCCGCUCCCUCCCCCUCCCCCUCCUCCGUCUCCUCCUCCUCCGCCCUGCCUCCCCCCAGCCGACUCCCCUCCUCUCCCCCCUCCUCCCCCUCUGUCUGCCAUGCAGCUCCACCCCGGCCCUUACACACUACCCUGGCACACAACUGACAACAGUGACUUGUCCUUGCAGUGGGGUCAGCUGUCCAGACCUUACUCCUCCACUGACAGAAGCAGUUCCCUGGGCUCCAUGGAGAGCUUGGACACACCAACACCCACUGCACAGCCAUACUCCGACUCCCAUAAUUCACCUGUGGACCCCACCCUGUUUAACAACAAGAGAGACUCAGCCUACAGCUCUUUCUCCGCCAGCUCAAACACAUCUGACUACGCAACAGUGCCACUAAGGCCUGGUGAGGCCGACUCCAUGGAUAACCUCCAAAGCCUGGGGCCGGCUUGUCGAGGCUAUCCUAGUCCAGAUACCUCAACCCUGGGGAGCUCAUCUGGCAAUGCCCCAGAUGAAGCACAGUUUAUAGUGCUCAAGUCCAGGUCGCUGACCAGGCCAAGACCAAGACCUGUUCAGGUAAAAGAAAGGCCUUCCUCCUGCUGUUAUGAGGAGGAGCGAAGGGGAGGAGACUUUGAGAUCGUAAGAAAUGGAGAAAGAGGCGGUGAGAGAAAGAAGAAUCCACCUCAGCCUCCAACCAGGAAGGACAGUUUUAGGGCAACCCGGAAUCGUCCUAAUGUCGCCAACAAGCGUUGCGUUUCUGCUCCGAUUGAAAUUUCCAGUGUUUCUUGUUACUAUGACGAAAACAAGUCCACUUUAAAUGUUGAAUCAGGAAUCCAGAAUGGCUUCCCUGCACCAGAAGAUGAUGACAAAACUGGGAAUCUCAAAGAAGAUACCUUAGAAUCGCACUUUCUCCAAAGACAGACUUCAGACGUUAGACAUAUCAGAUGUGAUAUUAGUGCUAAUAAAGACUGCAAUUCAGAGACCACCUCAGAUCACCUCUCUGACACAAUCUCAGCCUCCCUAGACCCCAUCAUCUCCUCUCGUCCUUGCUCCUUACCUGCAGAAUCCUGCAUAGAUGUUCAAGAACAGUCUCCUAACAUGCACUCCCAGACCAAGCACUCCUCUACGGGGCUGCACCGGCACAGCGCCCCCGAGAAGCUCCUGGCUACACAACUCCACUUAUUGCAGUUUAACAGUGACGGCUCUUCAUCGGAGCCUUACAAUCCUUUAAACCCUCCUGAUCGCUCUGUGUCCCCCUGUGGCAGCCAGUGGUCCCAUUCAUCACUACAGACCAUGAGGGAAGACCGAGAAGCUUCUCACAACUCCCUCCACGCCCAAUCAAACAAAUGUGGAGGCAGCCGUUGCUCCACCCCAGGAUCUGUUUUCUUGGAAGGGGAUGAUGAUGGAGGUUCAGGUGAUAGACUUGAAGGGAUAGGUGUAAAUGGUGGUUGCCUUCAACCAGUUGAGCAUCACCACCCUUGGGGCCGCUCUGUGAGUGUACCAGGGGACCCCAGUGGAUCCUCUGCCCAGGGAAGGUUGAGCUCAGAUCAGAUACUAGAGAGAGAUUUUGAGCCUCUCACUGCUGCUGCCAGUGUGGACACCCUACUAGAGGAGCAUAAAGCAGUGGACAGAGAAAGAAGUGAAGGUAAAAAAGAGAAUGCAGAAGGAGAGACGGACAUGAAAAAGUCCAGGAACCAUCGUCGAAACCGCCGUCGCAGUGAUCGCUUUGCUACCAACCUCCGCAAUGAAAUCCAGAGGAAAAAGGCUCAACUCCAGAGGAGUCGUGGACCAGGAGGGCUGCUCUGUAGUGGGGAAACUGUCCAAGAGGAAGAGGAUCCAGAUCUCAAUGAGGAGGGGGCAGACCCAAUCCUGCCGGCCCAGGAAAAGAGCACCAAAGUUGUAUUUGUCUCACCUGUCAUUUGCCAAGAUGCUAGCACCGCAGCACCAGUUGAGAAAACCUCAACUGAAUCAAACCAUGAUGUCCUGCAGAUUCAGCCUCAGUCAACAACCAACCUAUCCAGGUCUGUCCAAAUUCUGGACCCAGGACUGCCCGAUUUUGGUGUUGGCAUCAGAGUCGUGGAGGAGCCAGCUCCAGCUGGCAAAGCCCGACGCUGGCGUUGGACCCCCGAGCACAAACUACAACCAGAACCUGAGCCAGAACGACGAUGUGGAGUCGUGGCUGAGAAGGUGUUGGGAGUCACCGGGUCCCGGCAUGGGGUUUGUGCCUUCACCUCCUCAUCCACCUCGUCGUACAGUCGCUCCUCCUCUUGUUCUCGGAUGGAAGAGUCAGAUAUCCUUCCAUUUGCAGAUAGAAUGAAGUUUUUUGAGGAGACAAGCAAGGGUAUGUCUGGGUUAAAUGUCCCCAGUCUGUCCACUCGCAGGCAGAAGAAACCCCCUCACCAUCCUGAGCUCCAAGGAGGGGAGCUCGGUCAGCACCCAACCCAAAGAAGAUACUCCUACCAGGGGGGACUUCCACAGGAAAGCGCCCUGCUUCCAAACACUUUGGAAGCCAGGAGGAUGUCUGUGAGUACCAGCAGAGAGAGGCAGAAAGAGAAGGAGAAGGAACAAGCGAGAGAAAGGGAGGAGAGGGCACGGGAGAGGGAAGAGAGGUUGAGGAAACGGGAGAGGCAGCAGGAGAAGGAGAGACAGGAGAGGGAAUUGGAAAUGGAGAGGGCAAGGCUGAGGGAGAUUCAGCAGGAGAGGGAACGAGAGGAGAGGGCGAGACAGUGGGAGGAACGAGAGAGGGAGCUUGAGUUGGAGAGGGAAAAAGCAAUGGAAAUGGCCAGAGAGAAAGAACGUCUCAAAAAAGAGAGAGAGAUAGAGCUUGAGAGAGAGCGAGAGAGGCUCAGGGAGGAAGAUGCUCAGCUGGACUUUUAUGGCAGUUCUGGCACCAAAGAAAACAAUCAAGACUUCCACAGCUUCCAGCCCAUGCCUCAGGCGUUCUCCCACAGCCAAACCCAGAAUCAAGCCCCGCGAUCAGCUUUCCAUCCCGUCAGCACCUCUUCCCAACCCCUGGAGAACCGGCCACCUCUUCACCAGGGAUACACAGCCCGGAGCUACACACCUACAGAGACGUAUCCCGCCCGGCACCAGGAAACGACCAGGCUGAACAGGAAGUACAGCCUGACUGAGAGGGACUACCCGAGCUGGAGACGGGAGUCCAGACCUCCAGAGAGCGUUAAUCAGUAUCAUCAGCAGCUCCAGCAGGGUCGAUGGGGCCCCAGACAGGUUGACAGCAGCAGCGACGACCGCAACGGAUACGCCUUCGCCCCCCCACCAGCUCCUCUCUCGCUCCGAGGCCGAGCCAUGUCUGAAAACGACCUCCGCUUCGACAGCAGCCACCGCUGGUCGCCGGCCAUCUCCACAGCAACCAGCCAGACCCUGAGCGAGGUGGAGGAAGGAGCGGGUCACAUCAGGAGAGGAGAGGCUCCCAACGCUGCCAGGCCAAACAGGAAGAAGACGCCGCCUCCCCCGAGGCCGCCGCCCCCGAAGUGGGAGCAGUUCCACCGCAGGCGAGCAUCUCACCACGCCCUCUUUUCCUCCUCCUCUCCUUCUCCUCACUCCAUCCCUCCCUCCUUCGACGCCACAGAGGGACACUACUCCACUCACUCCUCCUCACACAUCCCUCCAUCCGAAACGUCCCGACAGAGGUCCUACAGCCUCCCCCCAGAGAGACAGGGAGUGUCCGAGGGCUGCCCGCGCUGCAACUGCAGCCAAGCUCAAACCCAGGAACACUCGUACUCCCACGCCUCGUCCAAUCAGAGUCAGCCACAUGCGCAGGAGCAGCCUUUCUCCCACGCUCCCUCCAAUCAGAACCAGGCUCAGUUUCAGGAGCUGCCCUUCACCGUCGCCCCGCCCAGUCCGAUGUUCUCCAGGAGAGGCUUCCGACCGGUGGCUCCACCCCUGAGAGAGAUGGACCUGAGGGGCUCGUAUGGGGGCCAGCAGGAGAGGGUGGAGGUGGUGUCAUCUCUGCCUCCACCUCCACCAGCAGAGAACAUUGUGAACAGUUUAUCUGACAUGAAUUUCAGCCGGAGCCCCGAUCAGGACAGAGUACCAGCGAGACCUCACAAGCAAAGACCAGGAGCCGAGUGGGAGAGAACCCCAUCUCCCAGAGUUCAUAGCGACCCGGCACUCCGACCUGUAUCAGAAAACGGAGGAGGCACUGGCGAGGUUUCACCUCCCGAUUCUUACUUCGCCUCCGAUUAUGAGCAGCAGCUCCGCAUGAACCGAGGCUUCCAGAGCAUCGACCCGCAGAAGAUCCCCGAACCGGCGACGGAAUCAGAGACGACCCUCAGCCCGAGUCCCGCCCACAGCCUGGACGCGGACCUGGACGCCCCCAUGGAGACAGACAUCGAUGACUUCCAGGAGGACGAGGGGCUCCCCGUGGAGGACGAGCCGAUCACAAGCGAGCUCCCGUGUUUCGCGCUGCCGGUGACGGUCCUGGAGACCGACAUCGACACCUUACCCGACUCUGAGGCCUCGCCAUCGGGCAGGACGAGGGUGGAGAGCGGCUCCCUGGAGGAGGAGCUGGAGGUCGGGGAGAGCAGCAGAGAGCGGCUGAGCCUGGAGGAGCUCUUCCCCCAGAGCAGCGAGGGGGAGUCGGGCACAGAGAGCUGGAGAGGGGCCUACCAGACCACAGAGCACAGCACCGACAGCCUGGAUAGGCGAUCCGGUGCGAGCUCCAGCUGUUCGUCCUAUUACAGCACGUCGGCGGCCAAAGCUCAGCUGCUGUCACAGAUGAAGGACUUCACCGAUCACAGGGAGAGGGACGACGACGACGAGCUGACGUACAAGAAACAGCUGAUGGAGAGCCUCCGCAAGAAGCUGGGAGUGCUGAGAGAAGCUCAGAGAGGACUGCAGGACGACAUCAGAGCCAACGCUCAGCUGGGAGAGGAGGUGGAGAGCAUGGUGGUGGCGGUGUGUAAACCCAACGAGGUGGACAAGUUCCGCAUGUUCAUCGGCGACCUGGACAAGGUGGUGAGCCUGCUGCUGUCGCUGUCCGGGAGGCUGCUGAGGGUGGAGACCACGCUGGACACACUGGACCCGGAGACGGAGCACCACGAGAGGCUCCCCCUGCUGGAGAAGAAGCGUCAGCUCAUGAGGCAGCUGUCGGAGGCUCAGGACCUGAAGGACCACGUCGACCGCAGAGAGCAGGCCGUCAGCCGGGUGCUGGCCCGCUGCCUGUCCCCCGAGCAGCACCGCGACUACAGCCACUAUGUGAAGAUGAAGGCCGCCCUGCUGGUGGAGCAGAGGCAGCUGGAGGACAAGAUCCGGCUGGGAGAGGAGCAGCUGAGGGGGCUGAGGGAGAGCCUGGGACUGGGGCUGGGGAUCGGGAUGGGAAUGUCAAUGGGAUACGGACACUAUUGACGAGGAAAAACGCCCUGAAGAGAUGAUGAUGUACAUGUUUGUCAAAGCAGAGGAAGAGUUUGACAUUUUACCGUCUUCCUUGUGGUUUUUAUGCUAAGCUAAGCUAACGUUUCCUGGCUGUUUAGUGUUCUAAAAUGUCAAACUGUUCCUUUAAAGAACAGCAGAGGUGUUGAUCCAGAAGUUAAAGGUCUAAACCAACAGCUAUAACACCCUGAAAGAUUGUAGGUAGGCGGAGGAAAACUUGAGUCCAGAGGUGUCUAAAAAAGAAAGAAGACUGGACUUGUAGCGCCGUCGCCCUGGAAAACAGAAGAAGAAGAAGAAAAAGCUGAGCAUGAAGUCAAAGAAAGUACACGAAAACACCAGAAAGACAUCAACAAGAGCUGCGAGCUUGCUGGUGGUCGGAAAAGAGGUUUGGACGUUGCUGAAACAGUAAAGAAGAGGAUGUUUUCCCCCCCAAAUAUCACCCGAGCAGAGGCCUGAAACCGGAGCGAGGAUCCAAAUUAAGGUCGCCACAUGAAGAAAAGAAUGAAAAAAUAAACCACAGUUGAGUUCCUGAGACUUUGCUUCACACGAUGUGCCUGAAACACGUACUGUAAACCCUAACCAGUAUCACACUACAACGCCAAAGACAUUCUCUCUCGAUGAUUGUGUCACUGAGACGCUGCUUUUUUAAUGUGUGUGUGUUUUUCUUUUUGUAUUUAAAUCUCCUGGUUCAGAGAAUCGAUGGGGACUUUUUUUUUUUUUUUGUCUUUUCGGUGCUUCACACUAAGAAAUUGUGUGUGUUUUUUCCGUUAGCGACACUAAAGUCGAGUAGUGUGGGACGUUACUCGCAGCGUUAUUAACUGCCACUGGGAUCGUUUGCUGAGUUUUUGUAUUCGCGUUUUUUGUUUGUUGCUGGCUGACACCCCGCGUACAGACACAGAUAUACUGUAUUAUCCAGCGUAAUAUCACAAUAUCACGUUUGUAUUCCUUUACUGUAACGUGUGAGGCUGUAACGUGUUUCACCGCGUGGAGUUUGACACCCCACCGACUCUGUUUUACUGUCACAUAUUAACUGUUAUGUACAGAAGACACUUGUGUUUAUAAUGUAAACGAUGUGUGUAUAUAGUGAGGCUGAUUUGUGAAAUGACUGGAAUCGGUUGUUGUAAAAAAAAAAGAAAAGAUGAACGAGAAGAAGACUGGGAAGAGUCGACGUUUACUGUAUAUUUUUGAAGAGGUUGAAUCUAAAGGAUGGUUUUGAGUUGCAGUUUUUCUUGUGUGCCCCCCAAAACUGAGACUGUAGUUUAAAAGACAUGUGUUCACUAUCAUUUUAAGAGUCAGGCGAGAGGAUUGAUACCACUUUUGUGUCUGUAUGGUGAGUAUAAGGCCACAGCUAGCGGUCAGUUAGCUUAGAUUGGCUUAGCUUAGCAUAAAGAUUGAAAGCGAAGGGAAACAGCUAGCAUGACAACAUCCAGCUAACUACUACCAGCACCUCUAAAGCUGUUGCUGGUUUAAUCCAAACAAAACAGGAAAGCUACCUGAUUUAGCUAGCUUAGCUUUAGCUAGUUGGCCUCUUUGCCUAAACAGCUAGCUUGUUGUGGUGUUUUCCCUUUUGUUUCCAUCAUUAUCACCACUAGCUAAUAUUGUAAAAAUGCCAUUUGCAGCUGCAGAUGUUGACAAAACUGAAGUGUCUGUUUUAGCUAAUCAGGCUAGCACUUCUAGCUAGACACAGAACAGUCGUUCACAGCACAGAGUUAAGUUAGCUACAGCAGCUAGCUUGUCUCAGUUAUUGAAAGAGGUGCUGGUUGAGGGCAUGCAUUUUCCCUCUGUUUUUAAUCUUCAUGCUAAGCUAAGCUAACGGACUACUGGAUUCAGCUUCAUGUUAAACAGUGGUGUCAGUCUUCUCACCUAAAUCUUGGCAAUUCAGCAAUUAAGUGUAUUUCCCAAAAUAUCAAACUGUCCAUUUAAAAUUAGGCAAAACAUGUCCUACUACUUCCUGAAACUCAGGAUUUAAAACUAUAACUAUUUGUUAUCCUGCCAAAGUCUCCCAAGCUUUAAACCGGUAUCCUAAACCUUGGACCGGACAAGUUUUACACAAUUUUAGCCUGUUACAAGAAAAACUGCAGCUUGAGCAGGGAUAUGAGGUAUUGUGAAGAGGAGAUGUGUAUAUUUGUGGCUGUUGAACGGUGGAGUCGCUGACACUUCUAUCACAUUCACUGGUUAACCGUCGAUCAAGUCAACUCGUUCUGGUUGAAGUCACGGUUUCUACACUCUGUUCGGCCCCAUUUCCUUCGUUUGUUCCCAGAUGUUUCCUGCUGUUUUUAACCACCAGACAUCCACGACACUUCUCCUGUCUUGUACAAAUUAUUUGUGUUGUUGUACUAUAAUAGCCGUUUUCUAAACCGACUGGGUAAUUCAUAAGAGAGGAAAAACAAGUCGUCGUGGGAGUGAGAGAGUUUAUUUCUUCUGUUCGUGUGUUCAUUCUGCUCGAUACAAACCCUCCUUGUUUUUUCUUUUUUUUUUUUGUAAAAAUGCAUUACAACUGCAAAAAACACUCCUGUGAGGAAAAAGAACCAUAAAUAAUAAUAAUAGUAUUUUAAACUA